ACCAGCUCAAAACCGCACGAAUUCCACAUUUUAUUGAAUUAUUUGUAUUUCCUGUAAACAGUAUUCACCAGUUAUAGCUCUCCACGUUUCUGGGCUGAGGAAUACCCAUAAGUUCUAAUGGGGAUUCCUCCUGCUAAUUCUAUUUCAGACACUGAAAAUCCACUUCUGGGAAUUCAUAAAAAUGAUACUCCUAUUCCAUUUCCCAAGCCUAAAAGGGCCAAAUUUGUCAUUUUAUUUGCUUUCCUCAUUCUUACAGGCCUUGCUUUUGGGAGCAGCAAGACUUCUUGGUUGUCAAAAACACAGCAGAAUUUCAAUGGGGAAGUACAUAUUGGUGACCCUGAGAUUGUGGAGUCAGCUAAAGGGGUUGUUGCAGCUGAUGAUGCCCGCUGCUCGAAGGUUGGAGCAUCGAUGCUGCGACGAGGAGGACACGCUAUUGAUGCUGCAGUUGCAACUGCAUUAUGUGUUGGAGUUGUGAAUCCAAUGGCAAGUGGGAUUGGUGGGGGAGCUUUCAUGGUUGUUAGGUCUGCUUCAACUUCUGAAGCUUUAGCUUUUGAUAUGAGAGAAACUGCUCCUGCAGCUGCAUCUGAGAACAUGUACAAGAAUGAUCCUAAGACAAAGGUUUCAGGCCCCUUGUCAAUGGGUGUACCUGGAGAGCUAGCAGGUCUGCACGAAGCAUGGAAAAAGUAUGGCCGAUUGCCAUGGAAAACUCUUUUCCAACCUGCCAUACAGUUAGCUAAAAACGGCUUCAAAAUUCAUGGCUAUCUCGGGAAUGACAUCAUUAAACACCAGAAUACUAUUAAGGCAGAUCCAGGCUUGAGGCAAGUGUUUGCACCAAAUGGGAAACUCUUGCAGACAGGAGAUAUAUGCUACAAUCUAAAGCUUGCUGAAAGCUUAGAGGCUGUAGCAGAACAAGGACCGGAAGUUUUCUACAAUGGGACUGUUGGUGAAAGGUUGGUGAAGGAUGUGAAAAAGGCUGGUGGGAUUCUAACAAUGGAUGAUCUCAGGAAUUACAAAGUGAGAGUAAACAAUGCUUUAACAGUUGAUGUAAUGGGUUAUAGAAUCCUCGGAAUGCCACCUCCUUCAAGCGGAACAUUGGGAAUCGCCAUGAUUUUAAACAUACUUAGUAACUAUGGAAGCACCAAUGCGAUUGAAGGACCUUUAGGUUUACAUAGACUGAUUGAGGCAAUGAAGCAUAUGCUUGCUAUCCGAAUGAACUUGGGUGACCCUGCUUUUGUUAACGUAACUAAGUAUAUGUCCGACAUGACUUCACCGUCUUUUGCAAAGGAAAUUUGGCAUAAGAUAUAUGAUAAGACAACUUUCCCUCCUGAGUACUACCUUAGCAGGUGGAAUCAAGUACAAGAUAAUGGAACGAGCCAUUUUUGCAUUGUUGAUGCAGAGAGAAAUGCAGUAUCAGUUACAACAACCGUAAACUAUCCUUUUGGAGGCGGAGUACUGUCGCCUUCUACUGGGAUCGUAUUAAAUAAUGAAAUGGAUGAUUUUUCGACUCCUACAGAAGAUAGUCCUGACACUCUCCCACCCGCUCCAGCAAAUUUUAUACAACCAGGGAAAAGACCAUUGUCUUCCAUGACUCCCCUUGUUAUUCUCAAGGAUGAUCAAUUGGCUGGAGUCAUUGGUGGUAGUGGUGGGAUGAACAUAAUUCCAGCAGUGAUCCAGGUUUUCCUCAACCAUUUUAUUCAGGGAAUGGAUCCUCUUACGGCUGUUCAAAGUGCAAGAGUCUAUCAUAAGCUUAUUCCAAAUGUAGUGUCAUAUGAGAAUGUGACUGUCCUUGACGGGGAGCACAUCGAACUCCCCGAACAAACAAGAUUGUUCUUGGAAAAGAGGGGUCAUCAAGUGAAGCCUAUAGGAAUUGCAGCAAUCUGCCAGCUUAUUGUACAAACAUUUGAAAGUUCUGUUGAUUUGGGCCACAAAACGGGAAGGAAGUUUAUUGGUGAUACAUAUUUAGGAACUCUUACUGCAGUAAGUGAUCCCAGAAAAGAUGGAAGACCUGCAGCCAUCUGAUAUAUCAUCAUCAUCGUAUUCAGUGUAUCCCAUUCAUAUGAAACUAACACCUGAAGCCAUGUGAUAUAUGAAAUCUAUAUCAGUGUUCUAAGGUUUCCUCUCUGUAUUUGUGAAUUUUGCUUAGUUUAAUACUUCAUGUUUUGUCCUCUGA
This is a messenger RNA of Amaranthus tricolor (Joseph's coat), 2170 nucleotides long. RefSeq names its product glutathione hydrolase 3. Bases 118 to 2019 code for a protein of 633 amino acids. Gene Ontology annotation, molecular function: glutathione gamma-glutamate hydrolase. Lineage: Eukaryota; Viridiplantae; Streptophyta; Magnoliopsida; Caryophyllales; Amaranthaceae. The transcript has 7 exons. Gene Ontology annotation, cellular component: plasma membrane. Gene Ontology annotation, biological process: glutathione catabolic process. The record is from RefSeq and is a predicted model, not a curated record.